Esox lucius (northern pike) is the source of this 9413-nucleotide messenger RNA. Its product is annotated as pecanex 3. Gene Ontology annotation, cellular component: membrane. NCBI's taxonomy places the organism in Eukaryota, Metazoa, Chordata, Actinopteri, Esociformes, Esocidae. The coding region runs from base 1662 to 8483 and encodes 2273 amino acids. The transcript is spliced from 33 exons. The record is from RefSeq and is a predicted model, not a curated record.
GGUUGACUGUUUACUUCCGGUGUUACUGAUGGGCGAAUGGAAUUAGCAGCUAGCGAGCUAACGAAGAGGAGCGUUUUUAAAGCUAGCUAGUAAGCGAACACAUGAUAAAGGCAAUGACGUAAAUCUGUGCAGAGUUAACCAUCAAGUAGACAUCCGCUGUCGUUCAAAAGAUGAAAAGGCGUUAUCGGAAAACAAUGACAGGCAAAUGUGGUAAGCUAGUUUGCUAGCUAGCCAACUCAACUAUCUAGCUACUACUCUACUGAAGCAACCAUCGUUAUAGGAAAAAUCUGAGAUUCUUACGUUGCUGCUAAACACGGAAGAGCCCAGCAGCGUUAAUUUACCUAGUAAGGGAAUCGUAAAUAAGCAAUUUAAUAUAGUUAUCACGUGAAGUUACCAGUUUAUAUUCGCUUGCUAGCUAGCCAAACAUAUCGUAUAAAUUCUUAUAGCAAGCGUUGGCUGUUUUAUAUGGGGUGUGUGGCCUAUCUACUACUACCUAGCUUGCAAAUCUAAUGCGUUAUUAGCGUUAAUGUUUCUGAACUGAAAUAGCUAGUCAAGUUCUGUUCUAAACAAUGAUAUUUUAUGAUGUGAUUGCCAAAACACUAUUGGUUUAAUCCGCCAGACAUUAUAAUACAUAGUUUAAGUAUUAUCUUGGAAUUACAAGUUAACGUCUUGUUUUAUAAGCGUAGUAACAGUAGCUCACUCGCUAAGUAGCCAUGGUUGGCAGAUAGCAACUGUCAGUAUAGCUAGCUGGCUAGCUAGCUAUUUGGUUAUAAGUUACAAACUGCUAGCUAAUUAUUUUCUCUUGACAAAUCCGCUAGUUAUGUAAGUUGGUUUAUGUUUUUUGUAAAGUGCUUUCGUUGGCAACAACUGUCUACAUGUAAUUAUGACAGCUGUAUGCAGUAGUUAGAUUAUUAACAUGUAGGAAGUUGCUAGCUAGUAUUACCUAGUCAUUUAGAUAACGUUAGAUAGUGUCUAUAGAUCAGUAGGUGACAAUAGGCUGAUUCAGUUGCACCCGGGUAGGAGCAUACAUAUCCAUGGAGUGUCAUUGCAAAUGUUAUUUUUAACCAAUCUCUCCGAAUGCAUAGCUUUCAAUCUCAUGAGGUUCAGGACUCCAAAUACAUAUCUGAAGUUGUGACUCCUUUUCACUGAAAUUUUAACAAAGUCAAACCAAUCUACAGCUCCAUCUCUGAAUUGGGCAAUUUUUCUGAUUAUAAGUGACUUUCAACAGCGUCUCGCUCUGAAGGAUGUUAUCAGGAACUACUCCUAAUUUAUUUAAAUGUGACUCAAAAUGCUGGAAAUGUGUGAAGAAACCAUCCAAAGCUGUUGUGAUUUUUCUUCCAGAUGAUUAUUUAAUCAGUAGGUCACCACCAGUGUGCCAAAUUUAUUGUCCAGAUAAACAAACAAGGAUUACUUUUUUGCAAGAACUGCACAGCAAAGAAGUCCAUUCUGGAACAAGAACAUGCAGACUCUCUUGAGUUACACUAAGGACUAUAAACCAGGCAAUAAGUAAAAGAGCCCCCUGUUCAACUGACUCAUUUACAUUUUGUCCUUGAUGGAGGUGCUAUUAUAGAGGUGUAACAGGGUGGCUACAACUGGACCAUUUGGAGCACCAGCCUUAGAGGAAGCCUUGCAACCCUGGGUUGGCUGCUCUGAGGGGGGCAAUGGGUUCCCAAGCUCUUCAGAUAUUGAGGCAGGGGGUGUGGGCUUCGCUCACAGGUGGCUGGUAUGUGGACCCCCACCAGACCACAUUCUCCAACUGCUUCCACCUGUACCUCUGGAUCUUUCUCCUGGCCUUCCCCUUCCUUCUGUACAUGUCUCUCCCCCCCAGCCUAGUCGUAGCUGGUGUGUACUGUGCUGUGGUGGCGGCCUUCUUCACAGCCAUAAAAGCUGUGAAUUUCCGCCUCCAUGCCAUGUUCGACCUGGGUGAGAUAGUUGAGAAGAGGCAAGCCUCGCUCAUAACCGAUGCCCCGCGGCUUGAGGAAGGUGAUGAUGGGUCAGGAGGCCACGAUGGGAACCAGCACAGGGAUAGUAAUGUCGGUGUGGAGAUGACUGUGUUCAGAAAGGUCAACUCAACGCCGCCAGUUCGCUGCAGUUCCCAGCACUCUCUGUUUGGACUUAACCAGGUGUCGGAGUUUUUGCCACAGCUUGAUGAUAGUGGAGGAUCCAAGGAUAUCAAGGAUCUGAUGCGAGAGCAAGGCAACAAUAACUUGAUCGUCACGUCGGCCCACCGUGAUGUCCUCCGACACAGCUCCCAGGACCCCCUCCAUGUGGCCAACGUUGCCAACAUGGUCCAGUCCUGCUUGGCCGCUGCCCUAGGGGGAGAGUUCCCUGGCCUACGAGGAGCGGGAGCUGGCAUGUCGGGGGGAUUUGGGAGCCUGCAACCUGGUGAGUGCAUCUCUAUCCCCCCUUCCCCCUCCAGUCAGGAAGACGGAGGAGACAAGGGCCGGUUGGAGGAGAUGGAGGGGAUGCUGGAGCAGCUGUCCCAGCAGAGUCCAGAGGAGGAUGGGAUGGCUUUAGGUGCCUACUCCCCCCUUGGCCCGUCGGCUGAGUCCGAGAGCCUGGGGGAUGCUCCCAUCAGCCCCCUGAUCAAGAGCAGUCUGAGCGAGGAGCUGAGCGAGAACCUGCUGGGCCUGGGCCUGGACCCGGGCUCCUUUGCCCCGGGGGUGGAGCACCCGGGCAGCCGCAGCGGGGUGGCCAUGGCAGCUGGCUCCACCGACAGCUGCUUCAGUGGCGGGGGCGGGGCGGACCGAGAGACCCUCAGCACGGUCAGCAGCUACCGCAGCGAGAAGACCGACUCCACUCAGCUGGAGAGCCCUUCAAUCACCCUGCCGCCGAAUGCAGACAAAGGGCCCAUGGCCUCCAGUACCCCUGGCACCACGGAAGAGCCCGAACCUCAGGGAGGAAGUGAUACGGACGACCUGUCGGACAGCGAACUGCUGCGCUCCCCAUCCAGGGAGCUGUCGCGCUGCCGGGGCCUUGACAGGACCCUAGUUGAGGGAGACGACUUGCCCCCAGUGCCCUCUGACAUUGCGCGCCCCCCCGGGCUCCACGACUCGUCUCCCUCCAGCAGUGGGCACUCGGACGCCUGCGACCCAGACCGGAGGGUCCAGGUCCCCCCCCUACCCCCUCCGCGGCAGGCCAGCUCGGUGCCGUCUGGGCUGGGUCUGGUGUGUUCUGAGCCGACCCUGCCCAUUUCCUCCACCCCGUUCCUGCACCCUGAGCAGCCCUCUCUGCAAGCCCAGCAGGUGGUGCGCCCCAAAGACCUGAAGCUGCUGCGGACUGCCGCCGGCCACCGUCCCGGCCGCAGGAAAGCCCCGCGCAAGCGUGGCGGAGCGGGGAGCGGGAGCUUCGACUGUGGCUCCUACCGACGGCACCAGAACCACGGGCAGCACCGCGACUACAUCCCGGUACGCAGCCGGCUCGGAGCCAAGGCGUACAGCGAGAGCCUGUUCGAGGACUCCAGCGACGAGGAGGAUGACGACGACGGCAGCGACAUGAGUGCCGGCUCCAGCCUGGGAUCCCAGAGGCGCUAUAGCUCCGACUCCAGCUCCUCAACGUCCUGCUACUCCCCGGACCUGGCUAAGGCCGGCGUCACGAACCCGCACUCCUCCUCUGCCCAGCUGGCCGCCCCCAGGGACGGGGAGGCAACAGAGGCGGCCGGCCCCUCCCACAGAGCGCAGAGGUCGGCCAGCACAGCCAGCGCCAAGACCCACGCACGCGUGCUGAGCAUGGAUGGGGCCGGCGGUGGUCACGCCAACGCAGCAGCGCUGCCCUCCACCGUGCUGACCACGGCUUCAUCGGUGCCCGCCCCUCGCCCCCUCACAGUCUCCAAAUCAGACCUAGAGGCCCGGACCGGCCACAUGGAUGGCUUCCCCGGGGGGCACCAUCAUCGCUUGGACUCUCUAGGGGGCUCCUGGGCUGGCAAUCACACGGGCUGGAGGGCUGGGGAACUGGUGGAGGAGGGAGCUGUCGGGGGAGCUCUGGCUCCAGAGGAGGGGGGCAAGCGGGACUCUGUUAGCAGCGUGAAGAGGACCCAGGCCAUCCGCAGGCGACAUAACGCGGGCAGCAACCCCACACCGCCUCCCUCGACCAUGGGCUCCCCUCCUAGUCUCCAGGACCUCCAGCGAGCACGUACCUCCUCCCACUCACGGACGCGGGCCCUGCCUUCAGCUUUACAGUUUGCCACCUCCCUGCUGCUGCCCAGUGGGCGCGUCCACGAGGCCUCUACCUUCGACGACACCACAGAGGGGGCUGUGCACUACUUCUACGACGAGGGCGGGGUGAAGAGAUCGUACACGUUUGGACCUGCUGGAGGGGGCUAUGAAGACCCAGUAGCGGAGCGAGAAAGACAGUCCCAGUCAUCCAGCUUCACCUCCACUGAUGUCCAGGAGGGGGCAGCGGUGCUCACCAUGCUUCAGCCCAGGCCUGUGGUUCUGCAGGGCAUGCAGGUGCGCAGGGUGCCGCUGGAGAUGUCGGAGAUGCCAGAGUUUGACCUUGACCACGAGUCUCUCCACGAGUCCCAGGAGAACACGUUGAUGAUCGAGGAGAAAGCCAAGCCCAAACAAUACUACCGGUUCUGGGUUCUGCCAGGGAAAUGGCUGAGAGUGCGCUAUGACCGCUUGGCCCUGCUAGCGCUACUGGACCGGAACCGUGGCGUGGCUGAGAAUGUGUUUGCUGUGGCUCUGGCCAGCAUGGUGGCCUUCCUUGGCUUCCUUCUUCUCCUGGAGGGCUUCUUCCGUGACAUCUGGGUCUUCCAGUUCUGCCUGGUCAUCGCCAGCUGCCAGUAUUCACUACUAAAGAGUGUUCAACCGGACGCCGCCUCGCCAAUGCACGGACAUAAUUGGGUCAUUGUGUACAGCCGGCCCGUCUACUUCUGCCUGUGCUGUGCUCUCAUCUGGGUGUUCGACCUGGCUGGCCACUCGGGCCACCUGCAUCCCUUCUCCCUCUACGGUGUCACCUUUUUCUCUGCCCACUUCCUGCUCUGUGCCAGGGACGUCCUCAUAGUGUUCGCCUUGUGUUUCCCCGUCAUCUUCCUGUUCGGUCUUCUACCUCAGGUCAACACCUUCCUCAUGUGUCUGCUGGAGCAGGUCGACAUGCACAUUUUCGGAGGAACAGCGACCACCAGCCCCCUGUCCUCCGUCUACAGCCUGUUACGCAGCAUGUUUAUGGCCGCGUUGCUCUACGGGUUCUGCCUGGGUGCCAUCAACGCUCCCUGGGAACACCCCCAUGUUCCGGUGCUGUUUUCUGUGUUCUGCGGCCUGCUCCUUGCCCUCUCCUACCACCUGAGUCGCCAGAGCAGUGACCCCGUCAUCCUGUGGUCUCUGGUCCGUUCCAAGUUCUUUCCCGAGUUGGAAAGCCGAACCCCAGAGGAUCCUCCUUUGGAGAUCAAAGACCCCCUGCCCGAAAAGCUCCGCAACUCAGUGAGAGAGAUUUUCCACUCUGACCUGGUCAUGUGUCCUCUCAUGGCUGUCAUCACGUUUGCCAUCAGUGCCAGUACUGUGUUCAUCGCCUUGCAGCCAGCUCUCAGUUACAUCCUGUACAUGGUGGCUGGGGUGGUGGGCUUUGUCACCCACUACCUACUGCCCCAGCUCCGCAAGCAGCUGCCCUGGUUCUGCCUGGCCCAUCCCGUGCUCCGCUCCCGAGAAUACAGCCAGUUUGAGGUCCGCGACGCUGCCCAGCUGAUGUGGUUCGAGAAGCUGUACGCCUGGCUGCAGUGUGUGGAGAAGUACGUAGUCCACCCCGCCGUGGUCCUCAACUCCCUGACCGAGGAGGCCCAGCGUGUCAGCCUUAAACCCAACCAACUGGACAUCUAUGGCCGUGCUCUGUUUAUCUGCCUGGCGGGGAUGAAGCUGCUGCGCUCUUCGUUCUGUGCCCCGUCGCUGCAGUACGUCACACUGUGCUUCACCGUCCUCUUCUUCCUCUUCGACUACCCCCACUUUUCGGAGACCUUCCUGCUGGACUACUACUUCAUGUCCAUCGUCUUCAGCAAGCUGUGGGAUCUGUUGUACAAGCUGCGCUUUGUGCUCACCUACAUCGCCCCCUGGCAGAUAACCUGGGGCUCAGCCUUCCACGCCUUCGCCCAGCCAUUUGCUGUUCCUCACUCAGCCAUGCUGUUUGUCCAGGCAGUGUUCUCCGCUCUGUUCUCCACCCCCCUGAACCCUGUCCUGGGCAGUGCUGUGUUUGUUACCUCCUAUACCAGGCCUGUCAAGUUCUGGGAGAGAGACUACAACACCAAGCGGGUCGAUCACUCCAACACGCGACUGGCCACCCAGCUGGACCGCAACCCAGGUGCAGACGACAACAACCUGAACUCCAUCUUCUACGAGCACCUGACGCGCUCGCUGCAGCACAGCCUGUGCGGUGACCUGCUCCUUGGCCGCUGGGGCAACUACACCACGGGCGACUGCUUCAUCUUGGCCUCCGACUACCUCAACGCCCUGGUGCACAUCAUCGAGAUCGGCAACGGCCUGGUCACCUUCCAGCUGAGGGGGCUGGAGUUCAGAGGAACGUACUGCCAGCAGCGGGAGGUGGAGGCCAUCACAGAGGGCGUGGAAGAGGAUGAAGGCUGCUGCUGCUGCGAGCCGGGCCACCUACCCCACGUGCUCUCCUUCAACGCGGCGUUCGGCCAGCGCUGGCUGGCCUGGGAGGUGGCUGCCACCAAGUACGUCCUGGAGGGCUACAGCAUCAGCGACAAUAACGCUGCCUCCAUGUUGCAGGUGUUCGACUUGCGCAAGAUCCUCAUCACCUACUACGUCAAGAGCAUCAUCUACUAUGUGAGUCGGUCCACUAAGCUGGAGGAGUGGCUGGCCAAUGAGACGGUGCAGGAGGCGCUGCGGCCCUGCCUAAACCCCGCCUACGUGGACAGUGACCCGACGUUUAACCUGAACAUCGACGAGGACUAUGACCACAGGGCAUCGGGCAUCACGCCCAGUGCCUUCUGCAUGGUCUACCUGGACUGGAUCCAGUACUGCAACAGCCGAAGAGAAACGCCGGUGGAGGAGAGCGAGAGGGACUCUCCCCUGGUCAUCCUGUGUUUUGGCUUGUGCAUCUUGGGCAGAAGAGCUCUGGGCACAGCUUCUCACAGCAUGUCUGCUAGCUUGGAGCCCUUCUUGUAUGGCCUCCACGCCCUCUUCAAGGGGGACUUUCGCAUCACCUCCCCAAGGGAUGAGUGGGUGUUUGCGGACAUGGACCUGCUCAACAGGGUGGUGGCACCGGGUGUGCGCAUGUCUCUCAAACUGCAUCAGGACCACUUCACUUCUCCGGACGAGUACGAAGACCCAGUGGUCCUCUACGAUGCCAUCACGUCCAAUGAGGAGAAGAUGCUUAUCAGCCACGAGGGCGACCCUGUGUGGCGCAGUGCCAUCCUGGCCAACAUGCCGUCGCUACUGGCCCUGCGCCAUGUCAUGGAUGAUGGCAGCGACGAAUACAAGAUCAUCAUGCUCAACAAGAGGUUUCUCAGCUUCCGCGUGAUCAAGGUGAACCGGGAGUGUGUGCGCGGCCUGUGGGCAGGCCAACAGCAGGAGCUGGUCUUCCUGCGGAACCGUAACCCGGAGCGCGGUAGCAUCCAGAAUGCCAAGCAGGCCCUGAGGAACAUGAUCAACUCUUCGUGCGACCAGCCCAUUGGUUACCCCAUCUACGUGUCUCCCCUCACCACAUCGUAUGCGGGGGGGCACGCCCAGCUGCGAUCCGUCUGGGGAGGUCCGGUCAGCCCCCACAAUAUCUACACCUGGCUCAUCAGCAGCUGGGACAGGUUACAGAAGGGCUGCGGAGCAGGCUGUAACAGCGGCGGGAACAUCGAGGACUCUGACUGUGGUGGCGGCUCCACCUCCAUCUCCAACAACCCAGCUGGCCACACCACCCAGAGCACCCCGGCCUCCAGCCUCCCCCAGCCCCACUUCUCCUCCAUCCACCCCCCCAUGGGAACGGACAACCCCGUGGGCCCCACCCCCACCUGGCCUCACCACCCUCAGCCCCUCCCCCUGGCUCUGCUCAGCCAGUCAGAGGGCAGGAUGGACGCCAGCCUGGUCACCUCCCUCCAUCGGACCUCGUCCAUCCAGGGUCUCCUGGGUCAGCACCUGUCCAGCUCCCAGCUGUCCUUCAGCAGCUCUGUGGCCAUGCCCUCCCUGCCAGGCCCCGAGCGCUUCUGCCCAGGUGGCUUCCUGGAGGGAGCGCACAGGGGCGCCGGGCGGGCGGGGCUGGGGCAGGGUAGUGGGCUGCCCUACGAGGGCCUCUACGGGAAGUGGAGCCUGUCGGGCAGGAAGGGCUUCAGUGGGCCGGCGGCAGCCGAGAGCGACGGUGGAGGGUCUCAGUGCGUUCGGACUCAGUCCACUCCGCCUGCCCCCCCACCUGAGUCCAGCCCAAUACAGGACCCACUGGGAGUUACCCAGUCCACUGAGACCACACCCCUCACCGCUGCCGAGUCCCCAAGCCCCACCCCCCGGGAGGAGUCCACAGAGCUGCCUUUACUAGAGCACCUGGGCUGAUUCUGAACUGGAGAACCCAUGAGUAGAACCCAUGAGAACCCCUUGCAGCCAAAGCACACCAACACCAGGGCGAGUUCUAGAUGGGGCAUGACCGGCUCUGACCGGACCAUUCCAGCUAACCGGAGUCAUUCCAGUGCUCUCGUCUCAUAGAGAACUGGACUCUGAGGUUUGCUACAGUACUGAUGGCAAAUCACAACCUCUCAACAUGUUUUUAUGGAUUCAUUGUACAUGUUUUCAAGGCUUUGCCAUACUGGGUGGAUACAGAGGACGAAGUAAAUUUUUCUGCUCCUCAAUAAGCCACCAUAAGGCUGUAUGUCAAAGCAAAACGUAUGCACCCCCCCCCACACCUUCUCACCUCCUACGACUUAAAGCUGGAGCUGUUGCCCUCAGAGCUUCUGGGGACAACCCUUUGGCCAGCAGGUCAAAAAGCCAGUGCAAUUUUAAGGGAUGUGUCUUUCCUUGUGUAAUGUUGAUUUUUAUUCUUCAGGGAGGGAACCCUCCCACUUCUCUUUUCCGUCACCUGCAAUGCACCAGCACCUGUGCAACCAAUUCAGAAAAGGGGACUUUUCCUUCGUGUUGCUGGGGGUACAAGUGAAGCUACAGUUGCUACUGUAACAAGCCUGGUUUCUUCUACACAAGCCUCUGCUGCUCCAGCCUGCUGCUUCACUGUGAGGGGGGGAGGGCACCUGAAAGGGUUGGGUCCUCUAGCCCAUAUGACCAGUUGGUAUCACCUCCCCAGCAUACCAUACACAUUCCAAAAAUGAAUCCGACCACCCUCCCUGUCACAUAAAAACAUCCUCACUUUCAUUCAGACUUUUCUCUUGGAGGCUCUCAACGGCAUCCAUCUGGAGCGCUCUGUCAUGGAGCUUGUUUCAGGGAUAAGUCUCCCGCCAACCGCCUUCCCUUCCUGACAUCUGGUGCAUCAUUUUU